AUGGCUUCAGAAAAGGAUAACACAAGCAAAUCAUCAGUGGAAGAGUUUAUCUUAAUUGGAUUGUCACAUCUUCAUGACUUUUACAGUACGCUGUUUGUUACAUUUUCUUGUAUUUACUUAACUGUUAUUUCUGGAAACUGUAUCAUACUUGUAACAAUUUUAACAAAUGAAAAAUUGCAUACGCCUAUGUACUUUUUUCUCUUUAAUCUUUCUAUUACUGAUAUGCUAUUUACAACUGCAAUAAUUCCAAAAAUGUUAGCUGUGUUUGUAACAAAUUCAAGCAACAUUUCAUUCAGUACAUGUUUGAUACAGCUAUAUUUCUGGCACAGUUUAGGCUGCACUGAAGCAUUACUUCUUGUAGUCAUGGCAUAUGAUAGGUUCAUAGCUGUCUGCAAACCUUUGUACUACAGAAAAAUUAUAACCAGCAAUGUUAGUUUCCUGCUUGUAUCUACCACUUGGAUAUUGUCCUUCAUAAUUAUGAUGCCAGGAGUUAUUCUAAUAUCUCAGCUUCCCUUCUGUGGUACAAAUGAAAUUAAUAAUGUUUUCUGUGAGCAUUUAUCUGUUAUCAGAUUAGUGUGUACUGAUAUAACUUUACAUAUUUAUUCUGGGUUUUCCAUUGCAAUGAUAGUGUCUGUUAUGCCUUUAUUUCUUAUCGCUCUAUCAUACGUUAAAAUACUUAUUGCUGUUUUUCAAAUUGGUUCUUCAGAGGAGCGUCUUAAAGCCUUAUCAAAAUGUAGUUCUCACAUGAUGGCAGUUUUCAUAUAUUUUGUAUCAAUCAUUAUUAGCUAUGUUUCUUACACAGCAGAUAUUUCAAAUAGUUUUCAUGUCAUGGGUACAAUCUGCAUAACAGUAUUAGCACCUACAUUAAACCCUUUAAUUUAUACACUAAGAAACAAAGAAGUAAAAGAAGCAGUUACACAUCUUUUUAGAAGACUAAUACGUGAUCCUGACAGUGGAAGUGUAGUACUCUUACCAGCUAAUGUCAGAGUAUUGGCAGAAUCUAAUGAUGAUUGUGGCCAAACAGAGGCACACUCAGGGUGUGCAGAGGUCGAAUCUGACACUGAAGUUGGCAUUCAGCUAUCCCCUAUAUCAACAAUCAAAAUAAAAAUGCAUCCAGCAAAUGAUUACAUUAAUUCAUCAGUGGAAGAUUUUAUCUUAGUUGGUUUUUCGCAUCUCCAGUACUAUUACACUGUACUUUUUAUUAUAUUUUUGUGUAUUUACUUAGCAGUCAUUUUCGGAAACUGUGUCAUACUUGUAGCAAUUUUAACAAAUGAAAAGCUGCAGACCCCUAUGUACUUUUUUCUCUUUAAUCUUUCUAUUACUGAUAUGUUGUUUACAACUACUACCAUACCAAAACUAUUAGCUCUGUUUGUAGCAAAAUCAAAUAAGAUUUCAUUUAGUCUGUGUUUUAUACAGCUAUACUUCUGGCAUAGUUUUGGCUGUAGUGAAGCAUUUCUUCUUGUAGUUAUGGCAUAUGACAGGUAUGUGGCUGUAUGUCGACCUUUAUAUUACAGAAAAAUUAUGACUAAAAAUGUUAAUAUUCUGCUUAUUGCUAGCACUUGGAUAUUUCCAUUUGUAUUUACAAUACCUGUGGUUGUUCUAGCAUCUCAACUUCCAUUUUGUGGUCCAAAUGAAAUUCAAAACUGUUUUUGUGAACACUUAGCUGUAAUUAGAUUAGCUUGUACUGAUAUAACUUUCCAUGUUUACCUUGGUUUUGCUAUUGCAAUGUCAGUAUCUUUCAUGCCUUUAAUUCUUGUUGUCUUAUCAUACGUUAAAAUACUUACUUCAAUUUUUCAGAUUGGCUCUACCGAGGAACGUCUUAGAGCUUUCUCCAAAUGUAGCUCCCACAUAAUGGCUGUUUUCACAUAUUAUGUAUCCAUCAUUACUGCAUAUGUUUCAUAUGCUGUAGAAGUCACUAACAGUUAUUUUGUGGCCACAAUUUGUAUAACAGUAUUAGCUCCUUCAUUAAACCCUUUAAUUUACACAUUAAGAAACAAAGAAGUCAAAGAAACAAUUGCAAACCUUCUGAGUAGAUUAUUUGGUCAGUAUUCAUGA
This is a messenger RNA of Protopterus annectens (West African lungfish), 2055 nucleotides long. RefSeq lists its product as uncharacterized. The transcript has 3 exons. NCBI's taxonomy places the organism in Eukaryota, Metazoa, Chordata, Ceratodontiformes, Protopteridae. Gene Ontology annotation, cellular component: membrane. Gene Ontology annotation, biological process: G protein-coupled receptor signaling pathway. The coding region runs from base 1 to 2055 and encodes 684 amino acids. Gene Ontology annotation, molecular function: G protein-coupled receptor activity; olfactory receptor activity. The record is from RefSeq and is a predicted model, not a curated record.